AUGGGGGGCACAGGACACUUUGUGCUGGACGGGACCAGUGGGGGCACAGGACACUUUGUGCUGGACGGGACCAGUGGGGGCACAGGACACUUUGUACUGGACAGGACCAGUGGACCAGUGGGAGCACAGGACACUUUGUGUUGGACGGGAACAGUAGGGACACAGGGCACUUUGUGUUGGACGGGACCAAUUGGGGGCACAGGACACUUUGUGCUGGACGGGACCAGUGGGGGCACAGGACAAUUUGUGCUGGAUGGGACCAAUGGGGGCAUAGGGCACUUUGUUCUGAACGAGACCAAUGAGGGCACAGGACACUCUGUGCUGGACGGGACCCCACAGGGACAGACAAUGUAG
Messenger RNA from Pimephales promelas (fathead minnow), 354 nucleotides. The record is from RefSeq and is a predicted model, not a curated record. NCBI's taxonomy places the organism in Eukaryota, Metazoa, Chordata, Actinopteri, Cypriniformes, Leuciscidae.